This is a messenger RNA of Sorex araneus (European shrew), 585 nucleotides long. RefSeq names its product LY6/PLAUR domain containing 4 (gene LYPD4). Gene Ontology annotation, cellular component: plasma membrane raft; plasma membrane. The record is from RefSeq and is a predicted model, not a curated record. Lineage: Eukaryota; Metazoa; Chordata; Mammalia; Eulipotyphla; Soricidae.
AUGGGACCCCAGCAUUCAUAUCGUCAGCUGCUCUGUCUCCUAGGGGUCAUCUCCGCUGUGCUCCGGGCCAGAGCUCUCUUAUUCUUUGAAGCAACAUCUUCAUUCAUCAGAGCUGUUAACUUGCAUUACUGUAGGUGGUGUCUAAUGAGGCGUAUGGUGUGUAAACUGAAUGAGGGCCGUGAGGAGAUGCUGGUGCUCAUCUCCUCGGGGACCAAAAGGGGAAUUGUAGAUUAUAAAGGCUGCAGCCCAGUUUCACCAUACCCUCAGAAAGCCUCCUACAUCGUGGCACUCCCUGGAAUUUCCAAUGCUUCCUACAUCCGCAUCUGCCACAUAUAUCUCUGCAAUAAUCUCACCAACAUGGAUUCUUUUCUCAAACUCAAGGCUUGCAUCUCUACUAUAACCUGUUCUUCCCAGGUUUGUCCAACCUCUCUGGGUAGACACACUGGGGAAUUUCCAAGUUAUGUUUCUUCUAAGUCUUGCCCCUGUAAUGCUAUUAACUGUUACAGUUCCACCUUAAACUUUCAGGCAGGACCUUAGAACUCCACUUUCCUCCUCAUGGGCUGUGCUCAUAUUGAGCUGGACUAG